AUGACAUUAAGUGCAAUGGAAGAUUCCAAAUCUACUCAGAAGAGGUUUGAAGCAGCAGUCAAAGUGAUUAGAAGUUUACCUGAAGAUGGCUCUUAUGACCUGUCUGAUGAUAUACUGGUUUUGUUCUACAGUUACUACAAACAGGCUACAGAAGGACCAUGUAACACCCUAAAACCAAACUCUUGGGAUCCCAUUGGUAAAGCUAAAUGGGAGGCAUGGAAAGACUUGGGAAACAUGUCAAAGGAUCAAGCCAUGACACAAUACGUUCAGGAAAUACAACUGAUAAUAGAAACCCUUCCGGUCACAGAUAGGAUGGCAGAAUUAUUGGAUGCUCUCGACCCAUUUUACGAGAUUGUGGAAGAUGAUGAUGAUGAUGAUGAUGAUGGAGUCAGUAAAGCAGCACCAUUAUUCACAGGAAGCAUUAAUGCUGAAAAAGAUGCUGAGAGAGAUGAAGAAGGGGAAAGUGAAAGUAAGGAGGGAAAUCUAGAAAAUUACAUGGAGUUGGUGGAAAAAGGUAAAGACUUGAGCUCCAUUACUGGAGAGAACAGUAGUUUGCCGGUGUUUAAUAGAAGUGAGGAGAACAGCAUCUCCUCUUUGACUGGCACUCACAGCUCUCUGAACACUGCGGACGAUGAGGAGGAACUGGUUUAUGAUGGCUCAGAAGACGAGAUGGACAGUGACUCAAUGGAUAAACCAGCAACGCCAGAGAAGGGUUCAGGAGUUCCCAGCGUGCAUUUGGCAGACGCGAGUGUGGUUGGAGCCAACAUGGAACAUGGGGGAAACAGAGAGCCUCAGUGUGGGAGUCAGGAUGGAAAACCACAGGGACUUCCACCCUCCGUCCCCCACCCGCCGACACUUGGAACACUCCGAAAUGACAGAAUAUCAGCAUGCAGUGGAAGAGAGCACGGUUGCCAAGGAGAUGGUGGUCAGCUCGGGGAGACAGCAGACAGAAUGGACAAACAGGCCUUCAACACACAGAUCACCACCAUAUUGUCGGAGCUGGAGGACAACAUGCAGGAUGUGCUGCGCAGACUGACCACACUGGAACAGCUUACAGCAUCACAAGCUGAAAUCUCUCCUUCCAAAACCGGGCUCUCCGACAAACCAAACAAGAGGCUGUCGUGGUGGCCUUUAAACUCGUCCCCCUUCACUGCAGUGCUUACAGUUCUCUGGCCGUUUGCUGUUCAUUUUCUGGUGCAGUUUUACUUACAGAGGAGGAGGAGGAGGUAA
Molecule: messenger RNA, 1230 nt
Organism: Danio aesculapii
Lineage: Eukaryota; Metazoa; Chordata; Actinopteri; Cypriniformes; Danionidae
Gene: acbd5b
Product: acyl-CoA binding domain containing 5b
Exons: 11
Coding region: 1-1230 (409 amino acids)
Biological process (GO): fatty acid metabolic process
Cellular component (GO): peroxisome
Molecular function (GO): fatty-acyl-CoA binding
Source: RefSeq, a predicted model, not a curated record